AUGAGUCGGGACAGCCUCCCGUCACUCCUCUUGCUGCCCUUUCCUCCUGAUCCUGCCACUCGGCCUGCACUGAGUGCUGCUUACCGUCCGGCCCUGGAGGCUACCUUUGCCAAGCUCAAGAAUGCCCCAGCAGCGCAGAAGCUCAUCGUGGCCGUGGCUUGCCCGAUGCUAAGAGGACCGGGCCCGCGGUAUAAAACUCUCUCAUGGCCCCAGGCCCAGUCGCUCCUUGCCGGCCUCUACUCCAUAAUCUCUGUUGUCUGUGCUGAGUUGGAUAUCCCCUCGUACUUGAAUGGUGGCCGCGGCUCUGUCGACGCUCGGGUGGUGCUCGUCGACCACAGCCGGACAACACGCUAUGGACAGGAUUUCCGGGCCGCCGUUGAGUCCAACAACACGGCUAUUGUUGACCUGGCAACUUUCGCUUCUACUUAUUACCCUUGGAAUUUCAUCUUCAACGCUGACAGCGAGCUCUCACACGAGAUCCACGCCCUAUAUCUGAAGCUAGCCGAGAAACGGCAAACAUUGCUGCAAGAACAACUUAUCACUGUCAAGGCCGGUGUGACUCUCAAUGUGCCGAGCUUGGGUGGGCCGCCGUCACCGACACCCGGUACAAUGCCUCACGCAACAGUAUGUCUCGGUGGCACGUUCGAUCACCUGCACCCCGGCCACAAGUUGCUAUUGACAGCAGGGGCAUACCUCCUGGACAUCCCGGAGAGCGGGUCGUCCACCACCUGCAAGUAUAUUAUUGGUAUCACGGGCGAUGAGCUUCUCAAGAAUAAGAAGGGUGCCGAGUUCCUCGAAUCCUGGGCCGACCGCGCACGAAACGUCAUCAACUUCCUCGCAACCGUACUGGAGCUGUCCCCAGAAGGCUGGGAGAAGGUUCCGGCACCGCACAUUGCUGAGAAAGACGGUGAAUUCACUGCAACGUUCCGAGACGAGGCUGUCACUAUCCAAUGCGUCACGAUACAAGACCCUUUCGGUCCUACCAUCACCCAAGAGGACAUGGACGCGUUAGUUGUGUCAGCUGAGACAAGGUCCGGCGGGAAAGCAGUCAACGACAAGAGAGCCGAGCAAGGGUGGAAGCCGCUUGAGAUCUUUGAGGUUGAUGUGCUAGAUGCCAAAGAGAUCACCGAUGUUCCGUCAUCGACUGAGAACUUCGCAAACAAGAUCAGCAGCACAGCGAUCAGACAGGAGAUAGCCCGGGGCCCGGCAAGUCGGUGA
Molecule: messenger RNA, 1218 nt
Organism: Diaporthe amygdali
Lineage: Eukaryota; Fungi; Ascomycota; Sordariomycetes; Diaporthales; Diaporthaceae
Product: cytidylyltransferase
Exons: 1
Coding region: 1-1218 (405 amino acids)
Biological process (GO): coenzyme A biosynthetic process
Molecular function (GO): dephospho-CoA kinase activity
Source: RefSeq, a predicted model, not a curated record